This is a messenger RNA of Pseudophryne corroboree (corroboree frog), 9400 nucleotides long. RefSeq names its product fibrillin 2 (gene FBN2). The transcript has 65 exons. The coding region runs from base 367 to 8970 and encodes 2867 amino acids. The record is from RefSeq and is a predicted model, not a curated record. Gene Ontology annotation, molecular function: calcium ion binding. NCBI's taxonomy places the organism in Eukaryota, Metazoa, Chordata, Amphibia, Anura, Myobatrachidae.
CGCAGACUGAGUAUGGGGACAAGUCUGCACUCUCAAGCACAGAGAUUUCUUUAUUCCACAGCUUUUCCCAUCUAAUGCUUUUCAUAUUGGCUGCAACUAUAGUGGAAGAGAUCACUUCUGUGAAGCACUGAUUUUUUUAGGAUUGCAUUUUUUUUUUACAUUUUUUCAACCAACAUCCUAAUAACACAUAUACUUUAUGUCACCUGGGUUAUCACUGCACAAUCCUUUUUUCUUCAAAUCCACUUUCUUUUAUGAAUACAAGGAUCACUCUGGAUUUGAAUCAGAGAGAGAACAAGUUUUUACCUUCCAUUCACUAGUGGAUACCUUGUGUCCUGAGCACCAAGGCUUACUAGCCAGCAUCCUUAGAUGAUGUCGGGGCCAGAAAGGAGGGGGGUGCUCCUGCUCAGCUGCUUUCUUAUAGUCUUUGGAUAUUCAGCGGCACAGCAGUUCUUCAACUCCGAGUCCAGGCAUGGAACGCAGGAUGCAAAGGACGGAACCAAUGGGGGUGUUGUGAGCAGGACCCGCAGGAGAGGAUCACAGUAUGCCCUGCACGGGCCAAACGUCUGUGGAUCUAGAUUUCAUUCAUACUGUUGCCCUGGGUGGAAAACACUCCCUGCAGGAAACCAAUGCAUUGUCCCAAUUUGUAGAAACAGUUGCGAUGAUGGAUUCUGUUCCCGUCCAAACAUGUGUACUUGUUCUAAUGGACAGGUUUCCCCAGCCUGUGUCUCUAAAACCGUCCCUCAAUGUAGCAUACGAUGCAUGAAUGGAGGAACGUGUGUUGAAGAUCAGUGUCGUUGUCAUAAAGGUUACAUUGGAGCACACUGUGGACAACCUGUCUGUGAAAAUGGCUGCCAGAAUGGAGGGCGUUGUAUCGGACCCAAUCGAUGCGCCUGUGUAUAUGGAUUUACUGGUCCUCAAUGUGAAAGAGACUAUAGAACAGGACCCUGCUUCACUCAAAUCAGCAAUCAGAUGUGUCAGGGUCAGGUGACUGGUAUUGUCUGCACAAAAACUCUCUGCUGUGCAACCAUUGGACGUGCCUGGGGACACCCUUGUGAGAUGUGCCCACCUCAACCACAACCCUGCCGCCGUGGCUUCAUCCCCAAUAUACGCAGUGGGGCUUGCCAAGAUGUUGAUGAAUGCCAAGCAAUCCCAGGCCUAUGCCAAGGAGGAAACUGCAUUAACACAGAUGGAUCUUACGAGUGCAGGUGUCCUGUUGGUCACAAGCAGAGUGAAACAUCACAGAAAUGUGAAGACAUUGACGAAUGUAGCAAUAUUCCUGGUAUUUGUAAUGGAGGAGAAUGUUCCAACACAAUUGGUAGCUAUUAUUGCAUCUGUCCACGUGGAUAUCUCACAUCUGUUGAUGGCUUGCACUGCAUUGAUCAGAGAUCUGGUAUAUGCUUCUCCAGCCUUGUAAAUGGACAUUGUGCACAAGAGCUUACAGGAAGAUUUACAAAAAUGCAGUGCUGUUGUGAAGCUGGUCGUUGCUGGGCUCUAGGCUCCAUACCCGAGUUGUGUCCAGUCAGAGGCUCUGAUGAAUACAGAAGACAGUGUAUUGAUGGUGUUCCAUUUGGGGGUCCAAGACCAGGGAUACCAGAAGGAUUUGAUCCCAGUCUGUUUGGACCUGGACCUGGACCUGGUGGGAAUGGUUUUCCUCCCAUUGUAGGAGGUACAGGAAUAGAUGGACCAGGAAUUGGUGGAGGUGUUGCAACAUUAAAUCAGACAAUCGACAUUUGCAAACAAUACCCGAAUCUUUGUCUAAAUGGACGGUGUAUUCCCAACCUUAACAGCUACAGAUGUGAGUGCAACAUGGGAUACAAACAAGAUACUCACACAGAAUGUAAUGAUGUUGAUGAGUGCACAUCAAGCCCAUGUACUAAUGGUGAUUGUGUAAAUACACCUGGAUCCUAUUUCUGUAAGUGCCAUUCUGGCUUCCAGAGAACUCCCACCAAACAAGCUUGUAUUGAUAUUGAUGAGUGCAUUCAAAAUGGCAUUCUCUGCAAACAUGGCCGAUGUGUAAACACCAUGGGAAGCUUCCAGUGUAUCUGUAAUGCCGGCUUUGAGCUGACUGCUGAUGGAAAGAACUGUGCAGAUCAUGAUGAAUGUGCUACAACAAAUAUGUGUUUAAAUGGUAUGUGUAUAAAUGAGGAUGGCAGCUUCAAGUGCAUCUGUAAACCGGGAUUUGUUCUGGCUGCCAGUGGACGUUAUUGUACCGACGUUGAUGAGUGUCUUACUCCGGGCAUCUGUAUGAAUGGUCAUUGUAUCAACACAGAGGGGUCUUUCCGCUGCGAUUGCCCACCAGGUUUGGCUGUUGGGGUAGAUGGACGUGUAUGUGUUGACACUCACAUGCGUAGCACUUGUUAUGGCGCUAUCAAGAAAGGUCUCUGUGUCCGUCCAUUUCCGGGAGCUGUGACCAAAUCUGAGUGCUGCUGUGCCAACCCAGACUACGGGUUCGGAGAACCGUGCCAACCGUGUCCACCACGUAACUCUGCUGAAUUUCAUGGGCUCUGCAGCGGAGGAAUUGGCAUCACUGUUGAUGGAAGAGACAUCAAUGAAUGUGCUCUGGAUCCUGACAUCUGUUCCAAUGGAAUUUGUGAAAACUUACGAGGAGGCUUCCGUUGUAAUUGCAACAGCGGCUAUGAAUCAGAUUCUUCAGGAAGAAGUUGUGUGGACAUUGAUGAAUGCUUACUGAAUAGAUUGCUGUGUGACAAUGGCCUCUGCAGAAACACUCCUGGGAGUUACAGUUGCACAUGUCCCAAAGGCUACAUAUUCAAGACCAGUACUGAGACCUGUGAAGACAUAAAUGAAUGUGAAAGUAACCCAUGUGUUAAUGGAGUGUGUAGAAAUAUUGUUGGUUCCUUUCACUGCGAGUGUUCUCCUGGCAGUAAGCUGGAUUCCACCUCUCGCAUUUGCAUAGAUAGUCUCAAGGGAACAUGUUGGCUCAAUAUUCAGGAUGAUCGCUGUGAGGUCAAUAUUAAUGGAGCAACUCUAAAGUCCGAAUGCUGCGCUAGUCUGGGAGCUGCGUGGGGAAGUCCUUGUGAAAGAUGCGAAAUAGAUACAGCCUGUCCCCGUGGAUUUGCAAGAGUCAAAGGGGUCUCAUGUGAAGAUGUCAAUGAGUGUAAAGUGUUUCCAGGUGUAUGUCCCAACGGGCUGUGCAUCAAUACUCAGGGAUCUUUCCUCUGCGAUUGUCCUGGUGGGUUCACAUUGGAUGGAACAGGCAGAGUUUGCCUAGAUUUACGUAUGGAGCAGUGUUUCCUAAAAUGGGAUGAAGAUGAAUGUGUCCAGCCUAUUCCUGGCCGGUUCCGUCUGGAUGCCUGCUGCUGUGCUGUAGGAGCAGCCUGGGGCUCAGAGUGUGAGGAGUGUCCACAGCCUGGUUCUAACGAAUAUAAUCUGUUGUGUCCCAGAGGUCCAGGCUUUACCAAUAGAGCAGAUGUUUUAUCGGGGAGACCUUUCUACAAAGAUAUAAAUGAAUGUAAAGCUUUCUAUGGGAUAUGUACUAACGGGAAAUGCAGAAAUACAAUUGGUAGCUUCAAGUGUAAAUGUAACAAUGGAUUUGCUUUGGACAUGGAAGAAAGAAAUUGCACAGACAUUGAUGAGUGCCGUAUCUCUCCUGAUCUGUGCGGAAGUGGAACUUGUGUCAAUACUCCCGGCAGCUUUGAAUGCGAGUGCUUCGAAGGCUUCGAAAGUGGCUUCAUGAUGAUGAAGAACUGCAUGGACAUAGACGAAUGUGAACGGAACCCUUUGCUUUGCAGGGGUGGAGAAUGUGUGAACACUGAGGGCAGUUUUCUAUGCAACUGUCCCCUUGGACAUGAACUCACGCCAUCAGGAGAUGCCUGUGUAGAUGUGAAUGAGUGCUCUCUCAGUGACAGUCUAUGCAGGAAUGGAAAGUGUGUGAACAUGAUUGGCACAUACCAAUGCUCCUGUAACCCAGGGUAUAUAUCUACCCCAGAUAGACUGGGCUGCAUAGAUAUUGACGAGUGUCAGAUAACUAAUGGUGGAUGUGACACCCACUGUGAAAACUCAGAAGGCAGCUAUACAUGCAGCUGCCUGGAUGGGUAUGCUUUACUGCCAGACUCAAGGACCUGUGGAGAUAUCGAUGAGUGUGAAGACAGCCCAGAUAUUUGUGAUGGAGGACAAUGUACCAACAUCCCAGGAGAGUACCGCUGCCUCUGCUAUGAUGGAUUUAUGGCGAGUGUGGACAUGAAAACAUGCAUAGAUGUGAAUGAAUGUGACAUUAAUUCAAACAUCUGCAUGUUUGGUGAAUGUGAGAACACCAAAGGAUCAUUUGUGUGUCACUGUCAGGUUGGGUAUUCAGUGAAAAAGGGAACAACUGGAUGUACAGAUGUGGACGAGUGUGAAAUUGGCGCACACAACUGUGAUCUGCAUGCUACAUGUCUCAAUGUACCAGGCAGUUUUAAAUGUUCCUGUAAGGAAGGCUGGAUUGGAAAUGGUAUCACAUGUAAUGACCAUGAUGAAUGCUCCAAUGGAACUCACAGAUGCAGCAUUUCAGCCCAUUGCUUAAACACUCCUGGAUCGUACCGGUGUGCCUGCAUUGAAGGUUAUACUGGCGAUGGAUUUAGAUGCUCAGAUAUUGAUGAGUGUGCAGAAAAUAUCAACCUGUGUGAGAACGGACAAUGUCUAAAUGUCCCUAGCUCAUAUAGAUGUGAUUGUGAGAUGGGCUUCACUACAGCUCCGGACGGCAAGUCCUGUCAGGAUAUCAAUGAGUGUUAUUUUGAGAAUAUUUGUGUAUUUGGGACCUGUCGGAAUCUUCCAGGAAUGUUCCAAUGUGUCUGUGAUGAUGGUUAUGAGUUGGACCGCACUGGAGGAAAUUGCACUGAUGUGGAUGAAUGUGCAGAUCCAAUCAAUUGUGUUAAUGGCUUUUGUGUCAAUUCCCCUGGGAGCUAUGAAUGUAAUUGUCCACCUGACUUCCAGCUUAACCCAACCGGUGUCGGCUGUGUAGAUACGCGAGUGGGAAAUUGUUAUCUGAACCAUGGACCUCGCGGUGAUGGAACCAUCUCCUGUAGUACAGAGAUUGGUGUUGGCGUCAGCCGCUCAUCAUGCUGCUGCUCUCUAGGAAAGGCAUGGGGGAACCCAUGUGAAAUAUGCCCACCUGUUAACAGCUCUGAAUAUAAUACAUUGUGUCCUGGGGGAGAAGGAUUCAGACCCAACCCCAUCACCAUCCUUUUAGAAGAUAUUGAUGAGUGCCAAGAGUUACCAGGUCUGUGCCAAGGUGGUAACUGCAUUAAUACAUUUGGAAGCUUCCAGUGUGAGUGUCCACCAGGCUACUACCUCAGUGACGAAACGCGCAUAUGUGAAGAUAUCGAUGAAUGUUUCACAAAUCCAGGGGUCUGUGGACCAGGAACAUGCUACAAUACCUUGGGAAACUUUACAUGCAUAUGCCCUCUGGAGUAUAUGCAGGUCAACGGUGGACAUACUUGCAUGGAUAUGAGAAAGAGCUACUGCUACCGGACUUACAAUGGGACUAUGUGUGACAAUGAACUGCCCUUUAACAUCACAAAAAAGAUGUGCUGCUGCACGUAUAAUAUUGGCAAAGCCUGGAGUAAGCCUUGUGAACCGUGUCCAGUUCCCGGAUCAGUUAAUUUCAAAAAUCUCUGUGGAUCGAUCCCUGGCUUCACCUUUGAUAUACAUACCGGAAAAGCUGUUGACAUUGACGAAUGUAAAGAGAUCCCUGGAAUCUGUGCAAAUGGAGUUUGCAUCAAUCAAAUUGGCAGUUUCCGCUGUGAAUGUCCAACAGGAUUCAGCUACAAUGAUUUACUUUUGAUUUGUGAAGACAUCGAUGAAUGCAGCAAUGGAGACUAUUUCUGCCAGAGAAAUGCAGAUUGCUUAAACAGUCCUGGCAGCUACCGCUGUGAAUGUUCUGCUGGAUUCAAGCUCUUGCCCAAUGGGGCUUGCAUUGAUCGGAACGAAUGUCUGGAAAUUCCUAAUGUUUGCAGUCAUGGCACAUGUGAGGACACUCAGGGCAGUUACCGCUGCAUAUGCAACAAUGGGUUCAAGGUGUCCCGAGAUCGCACUAUGUGCAUGGAUAUUGAUGAAUGUGAGCGUCAGCCAUGUGGAAACGGAACCUGUAAAAACACAGUGGGAUCCUAUAACUGUCUCUGCUAUCCUGGGUUUGAGCUCACUCAUAAUAAUGACUGUAUGGAUAUUGAUGAAUGUGUCUCCUAUUAUGGCCAGCGGUGCAGGAAUGGACGUUGCUUCAAUGAAAUUGGAUCAUUCAUCUGUUUAUGUGAUGAAGGUUAUGAACUUACUGUUGAUGGAAAGAAUUGUAUUGACAUAAACGAGUGCGUUGCUUAUCCUGGCUCAUGUUCUCCUGGGUCCUGUCAGAACUUGGAAGGCUCGUUCCGGUGUAUAUGUCCUGUGGGAUAUGCCGUCCAAGCUGAUAACUGUCUAGAUAUUGAUGAAUGUAAUGAAGACCCCAAUAUCUGUCUUUUUGGAACCUGUGCGAACUCACCAGGAAGCUUUCAGUGUAUUUGCCCACCAGGGUUUGUUUUAUCAGAUAACGGGAGAAGAUGCUUUGAUACUCGUCAAAGCUUCUGUUUUACCAAAUUUGAAAAUGGGAAAUGUUCAGUCCCCAAAGCGUAUAACAGCACUAAAGCAACAUGUUGCUGCAGCAAAAUGCCUGGGGAGGGCUGGGGAGAUCCCUGUGAACUCUGCCCAAAGGAAGGAGAAGUGACUUUUCAACAUUUAUGUCCGUUUGGACAUGGUACUAUUCCAGGUAUCGGAGACACUAGAGAAGAUGUCAAUGAAUGCAUUGAAAACCCAGGUAUUUGUGCAAAUGGACAUUGUAUUAAUACAGACGGAUCUUUUCGAUGCGAGUGUCCCAUGGGUUACAAUCUAGAUUAUACAGGAGUCAAUUGUGUAGAUACUGAUGAAUGCUCCAUUGGAAAUCCUUGUGGGAAUGGAACAUGUACUAAUGUCAUUGGUACUUUUGAGUGCUCCUGUGAAGAAGGAUUUGAACCAGGCCCAAUGAUGAACUGUGAAGAUAUCAAUGAAUGUGCGCUAAAUCCACUAUUAUGUGCAUUUAGGUGCAUUAACACUUAUGGUGCAUAUGAAUGUACAUGUCCUGUGGGCUAUGUUCUUAGAGAGGAUCAGAGGAUGUGUAAAGAUCUUGAUGAGUGUUUAGAGGGGCUCCAUGAUUGUGAAUCCAGAGGGAUGCUUUGUAAAAACCUUAUUGGUACCUUUAUGUGCAUUUGUCCUCCUGGAAUGACAAAACGGCCUGAUGGAGAGGGAUGUACAGAUGAAAAUGAAUGUCACAGCAAACCGGGUAUCUGUGAAAAUGGUCGUUGUGUCAAUUCCAUUGGAAGCUAUCGGUGUGAGUGUAAUGAAGGAUUUCAGUCUGUUUCAGGAACUGAAUGCCUAGACACACGCCAGGGAUUCUGCUUCUCAGAAGUUCUGCAAACAAUGUGUCAGAUGUCGUCCAGCAAUCGCAAUCAUGUGACUAAAUCUGAAUGUUGCUGCAAUGGAGGUAGAGGCUGGGGCAACCAGUGUGAGAUCUGCCCACUGCCGGGUACCACUCAAUUUAAGAAACUUUGUCCACACGGACCAGGAUACACAACUGAUGGGAAAGACGUAGAUGAAUGUAGAGUGAUGCCAAACCUCUGUCGCAAUGGACAAUGUGUCAACAAUAUUGGCUCUUUUAGAUGUUUUUGUAAUUUUGGCUACACGCCUGACAUCGAGGGAACAUCAUGUGUUGAUCUUGAUGAGUGCUCUCAGUCCCCCAAGCCGUGUAAUUUUAUCUGUAAGAACACAGAAGGCGGAUACCAGUGCUCAUGUCCACGGGGUUAUAUUCUGCAAGAAGACGGGAAAACCUGCAAAGAUCUUGAUGAAUGUCAAACCAAACAGCACAACUGCCAGUUCCUCUGUGUCAACAAUAUUGGAAGUUUCAGUUGUAAAUGUCCUCCGGGCUUUACCCAGCAUCACACUGCUUGCAUUGAUACUAAUGAAUGCAGUUUACAGCCUAACUUAUGUGGUACUAAAGGAGUAUGCCAAAAUUCACCAGGCAGCUUCACUUGUGAUUGCCAAAGAGGAUUCUCUUUGGAUACAACUGGAGUAAACUGUGAUGAUGUUGAUGAGUGCGAUGGACAUCACAGAUGCCAGCAUGGGUGCCAGAAUAUAGUUGGCGGGUACCGUUGUAGCUGUCCACAGGGCUACGUUCAGCAUUACCAGUGGAACCAGUGUGUCGAUGAAAAUGAAUGUGCCGCACAAAACACGUGUGGCACUGCAUCAUGUUACAACACACUUGGCAGUUUCAAAUGUGCUUGUCCACCUGGAUUUACAUUCGACCAGUUAUCAACUUCCUGCCAUGAUGUGAAUGAGUGUACAUCAAAGAAUCCGUGCAAUUAUGGUUGCUCCAACACUGAUGGAGGCUAUCUCUGUGGAUGUCCUUCAGGAUACUUCAGAGUAGGACAAGGGCAUUGUGUCUCCGGCAUGGGUUUUAAUAGAGGACAGUAUUUGGCUACUGCCAGAGAAGAUAACGAGGAAAAUGAACUGUCACCAGAAACAUGCUAUGAAUGUAAAGUCAACGGUUACCCAAAGAAAACCGGAAGGGCAAAAAGAAGUUCUAACAACACACAAACUAUAAUGAAUGAACAUAUAAGUCUGAAGAGUCUCGCUAUGGAUGUACCACUGAAGAUAAUGCUUAACAGCUCUGAGUUAAACACAAAGAAACAUAUAGUGGAAAUUAUCCCGGCAAUUCAACCACUUAAUAAUCAUGUACGCUAUGUUAUCUCCCAAGGCAAUGAUACUGUCUUUCACAUCAACCAACGUGAUGGACUCAGUUACCUCCACACAGCUCGGAAGAAAAUCCUACCCGGAACUUAUACUCUAGACAUAACCAGUAUUCCCAUUUAUAGGAAAAGUGACUUCACUAAACUGGAAAAGAAACAUGAUGAAAACUACCUCCUAGGAGAGCUCGGAGAGACUCUUAGAAUGAGACUGCAGAUAGACAUCUCUUAAAUCUAAGAGAAAAUUAACUUUUAGACCAACCUAUCACAUCCACCCCUUUAUUUAUCUCUCUGAGCAUGUCUUCUUUUCUUGAAAGCUUUACGGAGUCAAUGACUAUUUUUAACAGACCACUUUUUUGUAUCACACAGGCACAAUGACUUUCAUGAAGAAUAAUGUAGAAAGUGUCAAUGUUUUACAUGUUUUUAUUUUAUAAAAUGUCAUAAAUGUCGUCUUUGGUUCUAAUAACUUAAAUAUAGCCUCCAAAAAUGAAAUCAGCACAGGUGUAAAGUUAAGGCAGUAUAUAGUUGUAACCCAAGUUAUUGUGCCAAUUAUAGAUAUAAGAAAACAAGGGUAAUUUUCUAUUAAAAUCUACAAGUAUUGAUUUAAAAUCUGAUUUAAAAUUAAAUAAAUUGGAACAAAAAUAUUGUAAUUAAUACAAUUU